UUUCACUAAAGUGUGGGGAGCAGGACGUCACGGAGUCUCCGGCUGUGUUUCUUUUUUGCCGCGCAAAGACUGGGUCGGCAUGGGUGAAUCAAUAGCGACCUCCAUGAUUAUGAGACAAUUAAAUCCACGUUACACGAAAUUAGUUGAGAUAUCUAAAUCCAAGUCCGAACUAGCUCAGUUCCACGUCGCCCCAGCCGGGUCAAAACUCCAAUGUAAGCCUUUACACUGCAGACACUAUACAGUCAAUACCCAACUCUCACCUUCUCCGACUCUUCGCCUGAUUUUACAAUCGUAACUAUCCGACUAUCAGAAACAGUCAUUUCAAUUCGUGAAUGUUAUGAAUCCGAUAUAGCUUACAUAUCAAAUUCUAAAUUUUUGUCAGAAGUUUGAGAAUCAGGUUUCGAGUAGGUGACCCAGAGAAGUUUCGUAUAUUUAUAUGUAUCAGGAUCAUUAUGGAUGAACAUAUGAAUUCCAUGAUUGUUCCAGGCGCACGUGUACUGCCAUCCAGCACGUGUUUUUGUUUCCAAAUCACUGACGCGUGCUACAUUUUGCUUUAAUAUGCUGAGAAAUGGCGGGUUGAACUGCUGGGUAAUGUACACACUGCUGGAUAAUGCUUAUAUUCAAAUACAAGUCAAUGUUAUGUCCUUCUAAUCUCCCAAAACACUAUGUUUGCAUUUUGAAUUUGAAUUUGAAAAAGAAAGAGCCCAUUUUGCUCUGCAUUCUUUCAAGGCGAUACAGUGAUUAUUUACCCUUGAGCUCCACAAAUUCAUGGACGAUUAUUUCAGAUGGAAGAGGGAUGUCCUCUACCGUCUGUUGCUGCUUCUUCAAACAGGACUCGAAAGGGUUUAUUUUGUUAUGAUUUGAAGAUCUUUAAGUGUUUGGGAAGAAAGUUUGCAUAUUUGUUGCUUAUGAGUGAGAUUGGUUUUUUGUCUCAGUAUUACUCAUAAGAUGUUUGAUAGAUAGUCGGAAAGAUGUUUAGAUACAGUACUUGCUACCUCUACCGAAAGAAGCUUGAAUGGUGUAACAAUUUUUCUUUACUUGAGGAAAGCUUCUGACAUGAUGAAAGUACUUUUCUGGAGAGACAGAAGGGGAGAUGAUAAUUGGCCCAUCAAAGGUUCUCUUCAUAAAUGAAACCUCCAAUGGCUUAGAUAGUUCAAGCACCUUUCAGAUUGUUAAAUGUCUCCAGCAGUUGACACACAUAACAGAAUCAACCACUCUGAUUUCACUUCUUCAGCCAGCACCGGAGACAUUUGAUUUGUUUGACGACAUUAUCUUGAUGUCUGAGGGACCGACUGUAUACCACAGGCCUCGUGAUAAUGUUAUACAGUUCUUCGAGAAGUGUGGUUUCUGAUGUCCAGCAAGGAAAGGCGUUGCUGACUUCCUGCAAGAAGUGUGUUAGUUAUUACAAUUGAGAAAUUCGCUUUCAUGCUUAAAAUUGGUUGUGUCGCAGUAAUUAUUCUUUUGCCAUAAUACUUAUACUGCAAUGUCAACUUCGACAGUCACAUCUCUGCAGGUAAUAUCUGAGAAGGAUCAAGCACCAUAUUGGCACCCUGAUAAUCAACCUAUUUAUGUCAGUGUGAAGGAGUUUGCAAGAAAAUUAAGGAAUCCAGUUUAGGACAGAAUUUGCACGAAGAUCUCUUUCGGAAUACUGAAACGGAUGUGAUCCAGAUUCUUUAGUUAAUUGCUGACUGUUUUUUGUAUAUUUUUUCCGUUAUGUGUAUUUAUGGACUCUUUCAUUCUUUGUGCUUUGAUUGAGUUUGACGACAUUAUCUUGAUGUCUGAGGGACCGACUGUAUACCACGGGCCUCGUGAUAAUGUUAUACAGUUCUUCGAGAAGUGUGGUUUCUGAUGUCCAGCAAGGAAAGGCAUUGCUGACUUCCUGCAAGAAGCGUGUAAUAUCUGAGAAGGAUCAAGCACAAUAUUGGCACCCUGAUAAUCAACCUAUUUAUGUCAGUGUGAAGGAGUUUGCAAGAAAAUUAAGGAAUCCAGUUUAGGACAGAAUUUGCACGAAGAUCUCUUUCGGAAUAUUGAAACGGAUGUGAUCCAGAUUCUUUAGGAUGAAAGUAAGGUCCAGACAAUGUUGCCGUUGUCAAAUAAGUAUGCUCUGCAUCCAUGGCGUCUCACACUCGGAUUAUUAUAAAGGAAGAAAUGCAAAAAUAAUGAUAGUAGGUAUACACAAGUACCUGCUAAGCGUAAAGGGCUUUUGCAAAUGUAUUGACAACUGUAUUGAAGCUGGUGAGCUGAUCAGCGCUCCUAAACCUGGUAGUAUGAUAGUAUCAACACUUAAGGGGCUGCGAUUGUUGAACUCAAUGUGGAGGGGAUGGUGAGGUCAUUAAGUUGGCUGUCGCAAAAGCAUGGAAAUGUUUUGGCCGCAUUGAUGCUUAGGUCAAUAAUGCUAGAAUAAGAGGUGGAACGAAAUCUUCAUUAUAUUUAAGUGUAGAAGAAUGGAACAACGUGGUGAGAACCAACUUAACAGGAUCAUGGCUGGUGUCCAAGUAUGUUGGAUUACACAUGGUCGAAGUAGUUCAAGAAGGCUGCAUCAUUAACAUAUCUUCUUCUGCUGGAAAUGAUACAUGCCUUGAGGCUGUACCUAUUCCAAAAUUAAGUCAUGUCGGAGACUCUUCAGAUCCUCUCGAAUUCAUAAGGGAACUACACAAAACGAUGGACAGAAAAAAGAAAUCAUCAGCUGUUUAUAUGACCGCCAGCUUAAUAAAGUGUGUCGGAAAAUUUAGAGGCCCUGAGGUUGCAGCUAAGCUCAUUCAUAGCACAGUGAAGAAUUCAAGUAUAGCACUUUCGAAUCUAAUUGGAGCAGUGGAAUACAAAAUCAUCCUGUUAAAGGCUUCUACCUCACAGUGGCUGGUGUUCCUGUGAAUGAAUUUGGUCAGAGCAAUACACAACUAAGCUGCCAAUUUUUUCAUCCCAUAUUGGCUUAACUUUUGAUAUCUUGCAACAGCAAGUUUACAUAUGAUGGAUUCACAAGUGGUCCCCUCCAACACACCGCCACCUCCACCAGGAAAAAGGAAAGAUUUAGGAAGUCAAAGAAUUUGUCCAACCCAAUCCACAAGUUAUAAACUGGUUUCUCCUAAUAAAAGGGAAUGCUCUGUUAAUGUUGACUCUGUUAUGCGUAAUAUUUUGUCUAAUGAGAAUAGUUCUCUUCAAAGUAUUGUCAUGCCGACGCAUCUUGAUGGUGGAGAGACUUUGUUCAUUGGUACUGAAAGUGAAAGGUAGACGAUGACUUCCUACAAGUUGAUGAUUAAAUCGAGCUUUUAGAGGAUUUCAAUAUUAAAUAAGAAAAAAACCUAAAACCUGCCCCCAAAGCUAUGGCUUUCUUGGUCCUCCUACCGGCAAAUGCCUGAAAUGCCAGGCAAUAAUGUGGGUAGAGGAAGAAAGAACAGCAGUUACCAGUCCGAGAACUUUAUCAACAUGAUUGGACAUGUUUGGGAUCUUUGGGGAGAAUCGAAUGUCUUGGAAAUAGUUGAUCCGGCGCUUGGGAAUACACAUGAAUAUGAUACUGAAAUCCUUAGAUGUAUCCAUAUUGCGGUACUGUGCGUGCAAGAAUCUGCUGCUGCAAGACCAAGCAUGUCGGAAGUAGUGUUUAUGUCAUGCAACGAAAUGAGUCUUCAACCUCCAGGCCAGGCUGCAUUCCUGUUGAGAACAGCGAAUAGAGGUGUCACAAACACGAGUUCUGGUAGUGUUGGAGUCGGCUGCUGGCAGCUGCUGAUCUUACUCCUGAACGGCAUGAUAUUUAUUCUAAAAAUUAGAGCUCUUCUCUUUGCUGCACUUCCACAGGAACUGCUGGUGUGUGGAGAAUUUCAGCACUUAAUGAGGCAGGAGGAUGGAAGGAUAGGACUACUGUCGAGGAUAUGGAUUUGGCUGUCCGCGCAACCCUCAAAGGAUGGAAAUACGUUUUUGUUUGAAAAUAUUCAGGUAAAAAGUGAGCUUCCGAGUACUUUCAAAGUCUUCCGGUAUCAACAACAUAGAUGGUCUUGUGGUCCAGCUAAUCUCUUAAAAAAAUGGCCGUCUGGUAAGGCAACGGGUUUUGGUCCCGGUAUUCGGAGGUUCGAAUCCUUUCGUCCCAGGUCGAAAUUGCAACAAACAAGAAAGUGACUUUUUGGAAGAAGCUAUAUCUGCUCUACAAUUUCUUCUUUGUAAGAAAAGUUGUGGCCCAUGUUGUCACUUUUACCCUCUACUGCGUCGCUUUGCCACUGACCUGUCUGGUUUCUGAAGUUGAAGUUCCUAAAUGGGCAGUCAUUUACAUUCCAUGUACUAUAACUAUCCUCAAUGCUGUUGGAAUUCCAAGAUAAUAGUUUUACUUUGGGUUUUGUUGUAAGGAAGAGUCAAUGAGUAGGUUGUCACCGAAAAUUUAGGAGAUGCUUUGAAGCCUAAAGCUUCUAAUACUGUCCCUCUUCUUAGUAGUGCCCCUGUAAAAAAACCUAGCUCAAAAAUAUGGGGAAGAGUUAACGGGCUAGAGUUGACUAGACUGAGAUCACAGAGAAACUCAUGGCUCAAACACUGUAACUAGACUGCGAACACAGAGAAACUCAGGGCUCAGACGAUCCAGAAAUUUGUUUGAGCUCCGGAGAUGCGAAAGCUAUGCCAAUUAUGGGACUGGGAUUAGGAGUUCCUGAUCUAACUCCAGAAGUUAUGAAUAAUACGAAGAAGGUUGUGGUUGGAGCGAUUGAGCUUGGAUACAGGAUAUCAUAUCUGUUUGGACAGCAAUGUAAGAGUGCCAAAGUCCCCGGCCUUACAAAAUCAAUAAUUGUCAGUAAUUUAAGUUGCAAGGAGAUUGCUGAUGUUCUGGCAUUUGCCAAGAUUCCUUCUGCAAUCAAUCAAGGAGACUUUUCGAGCUGAGUUUAAGGAAAAUAAUCCUGGAAAUGCAAAUGGAAAUGCAAACGAGUCUGUUGAUUCAAAUCCCAGUGUUGUCAUUUUAGUUUUUAAUGGGAGGAAAAGCUAGACAUCAUGCAUCAGUUUUUGACAAGUACCGGCUCAAAUAAACGGUUAGCUUUUGACAGUUUUAGUUGGUGUUGCAUUUUGCUCAGAAGAUACAAAAACUUGCAUAUGCGUAUGCGUCAUUGUUUUUCUGCCCAUGUUUAGUGGUGCUAAAUACCAAACUUGAUAUAAUGCCAGUAUCUCUUCUUAUAUAUAAAGUUUUGACA
Daucus carota subsp. sativus is the source of this 5156-nucleotide messenger RNA. RefSeq lists its product as uncharacterized. The coding region runs from base 3349 to 4107 and encodes 252 amino acids. Gene Ontology annotation, cellular component: plasma membrane. Gene Ontology annotation, biological process: protein phosphorylation. Gene Ontology annotation, molecular function: protein serine/threonine kinase activity. The record is from RefSeq and is a predicted model, not a curated record. The transcript has 25 exons. NCBI's taxonomy places the organism in Eukaryota, Viridiplantae, Streptophyta, Magnoliopsida, Apiales, Apiaceae.